Neurospora hispaniola is the source of this 741-nucleotide messenger RNA. RefSeq names its product nucleolar RNA-binding protein. Gene Ontology annotation, cellular component: box H/ACA snoRNP complex. Lineage: Eukaryota; Fungi; Ascomycota; Sordariomycetes; Sordariales; Sordariaceae. The transcript is spliced from 2 exons. The record is from RefSeq and is a predicted model, not a curated record. Gene Ontology annotation, molecular function: telomerase RNA binding; snoRNA binding. Bases 1 to 540 code for a protein of 179 amino acids. Gene Ontology annotation, biological process: rRNA pseudouridine synthesis; positive regulation of telomerase RNA localization to Cajal body; ribosome biogenesis.
AUGCAUUUGAUGUACGUCCCCGCCAAGAACGCCGACGGCAAGCCGCUCGCGCGCCAGUACACCCUCAAGAAGGUCCUCGACGGUCAGGUCACCAAGAGCGCCCACCCCGCUCGCUUCUCUCCCGACGACAAGUGGUCUCGUCACCGCAUCACUCUCCGCCGCCGUUUUGCGGUCCUUCUCGCCCAGAGUAUUGACCGUGGCCAGCGGGAUCCAUUGACCGAAAUCAAGACUAAGUUCCAUGUCAAUGCCGCCACCCGUCUUUUGUUCGCGUCCGGCGCGAGACUCGUCGCCCCGGACGAUGUCGACACCCACAACAACCUUGUUAAGAUGAUGGAAGACGAAAAAGACAAUUUCAGGAGAAAAACCGACAACUACAAGUUCAACGUCAAGGCCGCCGUCUUCUCCUAUAUGUUGGACCAACACAUGCUCAAGCAGGAGAACAAUUUCGACAAGAAGAUCAAGGCCAUGCUCGAGGCCAAUCACCCGGACGAGUACUAUCUGGACCAGUACUACAAGAUGGUCAAGAACAUGGAGAACUAAGCCGUUUUCAACAAAAAGGACGGCAACGCUCGCGGUAGCUACAUGAAGUAGUUGACCAACAACCUUCUCUUCUUGUCCGCCUAUCUGCUGUGCUCGACCAGUUUGUUCUUGCUUCCACGACCACGACCUCGUUUUUGGCCGCUGCUCUCCUGCAGCGUUAGCAUUUUAUUAUCCCGUUGGAUCUUCAAUCGAACCGAUCGU